AUGCAUCAGGGGAUUUUUCCUGUACCGGGCGCUAUGUCCAUGUCCCCAGCUGCUACGUUCUAUGCAUUGCAGGCUGCAACUCUGUUGCUCCUUUGGAUCGCAGUGUUUGUUGGCAGUGGUGUGGACUUUCUUCGACUCGGUGAGAAGCUAUCCAACACAGCAUUGCGACCGUCUUGGAUGCCAAAAAGCUGGUUUUUGAUGCUACUUCGUUCAAGCAUCUAUCGGCCGGCAGCGUACAGCAUCGUUCCCUACAUGUUUUUGCAAGCGUUUGUCGUGGAGAAGUGGCUCCUUCUCUUGCCAGUGGUGGUGGCACUCUCCCGGUCUCUGGUUGCUUUGGCAGUUACCAUCUUCCACCUAGGUGACUCAUCGAGAACCAGUAGCCACCGGGACUAUCUGAUGCUGUACAACUGCUGGGUGUUGGCUCUGUGUGGGUGGAUCCAUGCUUUCGUGCCUUCUGCGGGAGUGGACGAGGUGGCUCAAGCCCUGGCAUUGGGCUUCUGCAUCUGGUACAUCUUCAGCUGCGGAGUAUCGAAGGUGGUGGUGGCCGGCGGUGGUGUGUCCGUGAACGAUCACUCUAUGCCGCGGCUGAUGCAGGGAUUCCGAGAAUGGUCCUUCGGAGACACCUUGAAUGCGAUCCUGGAGACCUUCUCACGGAAGACGCCGAAGGGCGGAGGCCCUGUGCUCGGGGUCCUCACCCGCAGCCUCGUCUUGAGCACCCCGCUCUUGGCGGAUUCCUCGGCGAGACCUCCGAGCACCUUUCCGAGCAAACUGAAACGAUGGGCACUGAACUCUUGUGCUUUCGCGACGCUGGCUUUCGAGUGCUUUCUAGCACCAUUGUGCUUGGUGGUUCCCGCGCUAACGGCAGGGUCUCCCAAUGCCGAAGCCAGCUACCGGCUUUUCGUAGGCGGUGGCAUGAUCUUUCUCCACCUGGCAAUCGGUGCCUUGCAAUCGGGUGCCAUCGGUGCCUUCUUCCUUCCCUGCGCCGCCAGCUAUGUUUAUGGCUUGUCCUUCGCAGUGUCUUCCACGACAAGUUCCAUCACAGGUGUGCUCGCUUCGUGGAGGUUCUGGCUUCCGAUAGUGAUCACGCUGAUGCCGGUGUUCGGUGCCUUCUGGGCACGGCCAUGCACUCGACUCUUACCGGAGCAUUGGCCUUUGACUCCCAUGGCUCUGUUCCCUUGGAGUGAGAAGCAGUGGGUGAUGCUGCAUAGCCUCCUUGUUCGUGGUGAUACGCGAUUGGUGGCAGUGGCAGCAUCAGAGCAGAAGGACAGCCGAUUGAAUCUCGCAGGGAAGCGAGUUAUCCCGAUUGAAUACGACGCAGAAGUGCCCCUGAUGGAUCGGGUCGUCGCACCACAACCAAACGAAGACCUUGUGGCCUAUGAUCUGUGGUCACGGGUGAUUGGUAUCACCACAUUUCAGGACCGAAUCUUGCAAGCAGUGCUUGAGUCUGCGUCGUGCUAUGAUUCCGAUGUGCCUUUGGAGGCAGCGGAGCUCUUGAAGGUUUCGCAAAGGAUUCUGGACGCUACCGCUGCAUUCUUGCAGGGUGAGGAGCGCGUGGUGGAGAUAUCGACUGGCAUGACCCUUACAAAAUGCUGCCUCGUUCGCGUGGACAAGCAGCUGCACAUUAGGGAGGUGCUUGCUGAUCCGGCA
Messenger RNA from Symbiodinium sp. CCMP2456, 1647 nucleotides. The record is from the annotation of a GenBank genome assembly. NCBI's taxonomy places the organism in Eukaryota, Dinophyceae, Suessiales, Symbiodiniaceae.